UCUGUGUGGAGGUGUAAGAAGAUCCUGUAAUGACGAUUGGAGCAAUUGUUUCACCAUCUACCUUAGAAGAUGGAAAUAUUUUACCAAUCAUUGCUGUAGCUGGGAGCAUCAUCGUUGUCAUCGUCAUCGUCGUCGCCAUUGCCACCUCUGUGUUACUCGUACGGAAAUACAAGCAGGACAUCGCAGAAAGCAACAGCCAGAUGUACAGCACCAUGUCACGUGACCCUAACACUGAUAACAACUACACUGAGUUGGAUCAUGGGCACACAGGUGAAAAGUUUCCUACUUCCCUGUCUGUCAACAGCGAGGAGUCCCCGGCCUACUACAACACAGCACCUGCUGACAGUCCAUACGAAAACCUAUCCGCUUCCACUGAGUGAUACAUACACCGCAAUCUUGAUGCAACAUGGCAGGGUGGUCAAUAUUUGGGCCCCAGUGGUCUGGACAUUUCUCAGUCUCAGCACAUGAAAAAUGUUCUGUUCUAUUUCAUACAAAUUUCGACCACUUCCAGGAUCGGUGGUUCGUUCCGCUUGACACCUUAUACCAAUAAAAACUUGUUGGUACCUAUUGUUUCCCUGCCUGUACUUCUUAUAUGGACAACCCCCUUGUCACCUCUAUACACAUCACCGUGUGUCCUAGAUGUCGUCCUGUGUUGUACUUGUGAUAUGAACAACCCCGUGACUCCCCCAUACACAUCACCGUGUGUCCUAGAUGUUGUCCUGUGUUGUACUUGUGAUAUGGACAACCCAAUGACUUCCCCAUACACAUCACUGUGUGUCCGAGAUGUUGUCCUGAGUUGUACUUGUGAUGUUGACAACCCCAUGACUCCCCCAUACACAUCAUCGUGUGUCCUAGAUGUUGUCCUGAGUUGUACUUGUGAUGUUGACAACCCAAUGACUCCCCCAUACACAUCAUCGUGUGUCCUAGAUGUUGUCCUGUGUUGUACUUGUGAUGUUGACAACCCCAUGACACCCCAUACACAUCACCAUGUACCCUGGAUGUUGUCCUGUGUUGUAUUUUGUGAUGUGGACAAGUAUAUGAGUAUAUUUUAUUGGUUUUUGUGUUUUAAUGUACUCGUGUCUCCUUGACUGUUCGAAAAUGUGCUUUGUGUGUGUACAUUUGAUUGAAAUUUCGUUAUACCAUGUAUG
Haliotis rufescens (red abalone) is the source of this 1148-nucleotide messenger RNA. RefSeq lists its product as uncharacterized. The transcript has 4 exons. The record is from RefSeq and is a predicted model, not a curated record. NCBI's taxonomy places the organism in Eukaryota, Metazoa, Mollusca, Gastropoda, Lepetellida, Haliotidae. Bases 30 to 380 code for a protein of 116 amino acids.